Molecule: messenger RNA, 2788 nt
Organism: Linum tenue
Lineage: Eukaryota; Viridiplantae; Streptophyta; Magnoliopsida; Malpighiales; Linaceae
Source: the annotation of a GenBank genome assembly
UUCCAACCAGCUCCACCAUUCGCCACAUUUCCCCCAAACACUUCCCCUCUCUCGCUCUGCGUCCUCAGCCGUCGCCGAUCACUUCCUUUCCUUUCUCCGCUCGGCGGCGUCGUCGUCAUCAUUAUCAUCGAUCAGCAAUCGGAUGAAGUGAUGGGGGAUUCGAAGAAGCUCUCUCCGAUGGCUGCCCCUACUGCUUCUACAACUACUACUACUUCAUCUUCCCGCCGUUCUUCUUGUAAUUAUUACUUGCUAUGCUGCUUCAUUGCGGCGGCCGCGGCAGUUUGCUUGAUCACACCGGCUCUGACCACCGGCGUCGACGCGAAUUCGCUCGACGCUAACGUCACCGCGAAGCUGUCCGUCGACGCUUCCGUCCGCCGGCCUAUUCCCAGCACUCUCUUCGGGAUUUUCUUUGAGGAGAUUAAUCAUGCUGGAGCUGGUGGGUUAUGGGCAGAACUUGUGAGCAACCGAGGAUUUGAGGCUGGGGGUCCUAACACUCCUUCGAAUAUAGAUCCGUGGUUGGUGAUUGGUGAUGCAUCGUCUGUAGUUUUAUCUACAGACCGGUCAUCGCCCUUCGAGCGAAAUAAGGUUGCUCUUCGAAUGGAUGUACUCUGUGACGUGAAGAGUUGUCCAUCUGGAGGAGUUGGGGUGUACAACCCUGGAUUCUGGGGCAUGAAUAUAGAAGAGGGAAAGAAAUACAAACUGGUUCUUUAUGUUCGCUCAUCGGAUUCUAUUGAUGUGACUGUGUCAUUGACGGGAUCAAAUGGGGCACGGACAUUGGCUACUACCAACAUCAAAGGGUCUGCUUCAGAUGUUUCAGACUGGACAAAGGUGGAGGCCCUCCUGGAAGCCAAGGAUUCUGAUCAUGGUGCAAGACUUGAAUUACGAACUUCCAAAAAGGGGGUGAUUUGGUUUGACCAAGUGUCAUUGAUGCCUGAAGAUACCUACAAGGGGCAUGGUUUUCGGUCUGAGCUUGUUGAAAUGCUUAAAGAGAUAAAACCUCGAUUUAUCAGAUUCCCAGGUUUGCAAAAAAUCUGAAAACUCAUAACUGAGUGUACCUCUUAAUAUCAAGGUCACAAUCUGAGCUAUCUAGCACGUGCACUUCGAGUUUAGUUUUUUUUUUCUUGGAUGUGACUCCUACAGUGAAAAUGAAAUUUAACUUCUCUUCAAGUUUAUGUCUUCUCAUCGCACCUUCGUUCGCUUAACUGUCAUCAUAGUCUCCUAAAUGCUCAGAGGCUGAUUUCUGAAUAUUGUACCUCAACUGUAUGUCUAGGCGGCUGUUUUGUGGAAGGCGAAUGGUUAAGGAAUGCAUUUCGCUGGAAAGAAUCAGUUGGUCCAUGGGAGGAGAGACCUGGUCACUUUGGUGAUGUUUGGAUGUAUUGGACUGAUGAUGGACUCGGUCACUAUGAGUUUUUUCAACUAGCUGAAGAUCUGGAUACAGUGCCCAUAUGGGUGUUUAAUAAUGGUAUUAGCCACCAAGAUCAAGUUGAUACUUCAAGCGUCUUACCUUUUGUGCAAGAAGCCCUGGAUGGUAUCGAGUUUGCUAGAGGUGAUGCCAGUUCUAAAUGGGGCUCUCUGCGAGCUUCCAUGGGACACCCUGAACCAUUUAAAUUGAAAUAUGUUGCCGUUGGGAAUGAGGAUUGUGGAAAGAAGAACUACCGAGGAAAUUACCUCAAGUUCUAUGAAGCUAUAAAACGAGUGUAUCCUGACAUCCAGAUUAUCUCAAACUGUGAUGGCUCUUCUCGUGCGUUGGACCAUCCAGCAGAUUAUUAUGAUUUUCAUGUGUAUACAUCUGCUAGCAAUCUGUUUUCUAUGUCCCACCAAUUUGAUCGUACAUCACGCAGUGGUCCAAAGGCUUUUGUAAGUGAAUAUGCUGUGACUGGAAAAGAUGCCGGCACAGGAAGUCUCUUAGCUGCACUUGGUGAAGCUGCAUUCCUCAUUGGUGUGGAGAAAAACAGUGAUAUCGUUGAGAUGGCUAGCUAUGCACCACUAUUUGUGAACACCAACGACAGACGGUGGAACCCGGAUGCAAUCGUUUUCAAUGCUUCGAUGGCAUACGGAACUCCUAGCUACUGGAUGCAGCGGUUCUUUGCAGAGUCAAGUGGGGGAUCCCUAGUCAAUUCUACACUUCAAACAAGUUCCUCCAGCUCCCUUGUUGCAUCUGCAAUUACUUAUCAAGACUCCAAGGACCAAAACACUUACCUGAGAAUAAAGGUUGUCAACUUCGCUAGCAGCAAGGUGAAUCUCAAGAUCACGGUGAGCGGAUUGGGGGCCAACACAGUGGGGUUAUCAGGAUCUACAAAGACCGAACUCACAUCUGCGAAUGUAAUGGAUGAGAACUCCUUCCAGCAACCAAAUAAGGUGGCACCGGCUCAAAGUAUGCUGCAGAACGCUGGAAAGGACAUGGAUGUGCUGAUCUCUCCCAAUUCCAUAACCUCAUUUGAUUUAUUAAUCGAAUCGAAUUCGAUUCGGACCCGAAAAUCCGGUCCAUUGGUAUCCGUCAUGUAAAUUAACACCACACACACAUACACCACACCCCCAAAACCUAUUACCAGUUACCAAUUUUAUAAACCGACCCAUGAAUAACACUCUUGUAGUACUUGCCAUUUCAUUGUACACCAUGAUUACGCACUGUCGAAUAAAACGAUUGCAUAUCUAGCUUCUACACUUUCGAAAGGAUGAACACAUUUGAGAUGAGAAAUCACAUUGCAAAAUACUGGUAAAAACAAGUAAACCGAACAGAAUACUUCUUGAUUAGAUUAACAAAAUCAGUCAUUCAUCAUUGGUCAUA